Aspergillus tanneri is the source of this 267-nucleotide messenger RNA. RefSeq lists its product as uncharacterized. Lineage: Eukaryota; Fungi; Ascomycota; Eurotiomycetes; Eurotiales; Aspergillaceae. The record is from RefSeq and is a predicted model, not a curated record. The transcript has 2 exons. Bases 1 to 267 code for a protein of 88 amino acids.
AUGUCCGACUUCAACCCUUCCGCUGGCGCGGACUGCUCUGAGUUUGAAGUCGACAAGUCCUACUGUGUUGAGUACGGAGAGCUCACGGCGACUGCGGCUUCCGGCACCACACCAACCGCACUGCUCUCCUACCACCGGAGGUGCUCCAGGACCCAGCCGGGUCAGAUUGCUAAUUGCAACCACUGGGACUUAGUGAACAUUGGGGAUACUUGUGAUGUCUUCACUGCAAAAUACCGUGGCCUGACGCUGGCAAAGCUGCUCGAGUGA